CAUACCUCAUUCCUACAAAACCUUCCUCCCUAAACAUCUCUCCUCUUUCACAACUUGUUCGCAACUAGUGUGCCGCCCCUCUCAAUUAUGGGUGUUCCGUACUAUAUCCGCAUUAGAGAGCAUGGCCUCACCAACCCCCAACUCCCCGAGCGUGGACAGCUCGGGCAAUUGCUCUCAACGAAUUUUUACCACUACUCCGGCGGCAUAUUGGUCGAAUCGAGUGAAAAUUUUGAGCACAAAGCCCUUCACACCACGAUGACAGUCCUAACUACCAGCCGGAUAUACUCUCAGAAGUCCAUUUAUACCGCACGUGGAGAUUUUUCGGUGCUAAGUGAAGGGGUGGAUACAUAUUCCUGGCAGGUCUUGAGGCCCGAGGUCCACGAUGGCAAAUGCACUCUGCGGUUUGUCGGUGACCAAAUAAACCCGAUGGUGAAUACCCAGCUUUCCUGGUUGAAGGCUCUGGCAGGCGCCUCCAAUGUUCGAGAGUGCGGUGAUUCGCAGGCACUCAAAGCUGCCGGCGAUCCUGCAAUAUUCUGGGGUCUUAUAGCUCUGAGCAUUGAGAGAGGUGUGCAGCCAUCAGGACUUACGGAGGUAGUUAAUCGAGGGGACUGGAGGAUACCACCUGAGGAGAAACACACGGGACGAGUCGUCGUCGUCGAUAUAUGUUGCGAUCCUAGAACCCCCAAGCCUAAGGAUUAUGAUUAUGAGUUCCCUGGCUCUUAGGCGGAUGUGCAGUGCCGGUGCCUGACCAGCAACAGCGGAUUCUUUCUGUCUUCGUUUCGUUUCCUUGCUUCCAAGCACAUUUUUGUACGUUUCCCUGUUCAACACCUGGGUCAUUCAUAUUAGCACC
Molecule: messenger RNA, 850 nt
Organism: Tuber melanosporum (Perigord truffle)
Lineage: Eukaryota; Fungi; Ascomycota; Pezizomycetes; Pezizales; Tuberaceae
Exons: 3
Coding region: 256-723 (155 amino acids)
Source: RefSeq, a predicted model, not a curated record